Molecule: messenger RNA, 645 nt
Organism: Cyanidioschyzon merolae strain 10D
Lineage: Eukaryota; Rhodophyta; Bangiophyceae; Cyanidiales; Cyanidiaceae
Product: 60S ribosomal protein L10
Exons: 1
Coding region: 1-645 (214 amino acids)
Biological process (GO): ribosomal large subunit assembly; translation
Cellular component (GO): ribosome; cytosolic large ribosomal subunit
Molecular function (GO): structural constituent of ribosome
Source: RefSeq, a predicted model, not a curated record
AUGGGUCGGCGCCCUGCUCGUUGUUACCGCUAUUGCAAGAAUAAGCCAUACCCCAAGUCGCGCUACUGUCGAGGUGUGCCGGACCCUAAGAUCCGCAUCUUCGACUUGGGGCGAAAGAAGGCCGCUACGGACGAGUUGCCCUUUUGUGUGAACCUGGUCUCCGACGAGCGGGAGCAGCUGUCAAGUGAAGCACUCGAAGCAGCCCGAGUUGCUGCCAACAAGUACUUGACUGCGACUGCUGGGAAAGAUGGAUUUCACCUACGGGUGCGUGUUCACCCGUUCCACGUGAUCCGCAUCAACAAAAUGUUGUCCUGUGCAGGCGCUGAUCGCCUGCAAACCGGUAUGCGGGGCGCUUUUGGGAAGCCUCAAGGCACCGUCGCUCGAGUCGAUAUCGGACAGAUUCUCAUGAGCGUGCGCGUGAAAGAGCAACACGUAGAGGCAGCGAAGGAAGCACUCAGACGCAGCAAGUACAAGUUCCCUGGACGCCAGCGUAUUUACGUGUCGCGAUACUGGGGCUUUACGCGCUUCACACGUGAAGAGUACGAAAAGCUACGAGCGGAAGGAAAGCUGAUUGAGGAUGGCGGUAACGUGAAGUUGAUCCGCCCGCAUGGCCCGCUGCCGACGCCGCCCGUUACCGCGCAGUGA